Messenger RNA from Sycon ciliatum, 5329 nucleotides. RefSeq lists its product as uncharacterized. Gene Ontology annotation, biological process: positive regulation of transcription by RNA polymerase II. NCBI's taxonomy places the organism in Eukaryota, Metazoa, Porifera, Calcarea, Leucosolenida, Sycettidae. The transcript is spliced from 25 exons. Bases 232 to 3900 code for a protein of 1222 amino acids. The record is from RefSeq and is a predicted model, not a curated record. Gene Ontology annotation, cellular component: transcription regulator complex; mediator complex.
UCAUUCAGCCAACUAAAAUUUUUACUGCAAGUGCUUGCCUUGAUACUUUCGAACAGGUCGAGUGUUUCUCCCGCGGCCCGAGCUUCCUGGAGAAUGUGAAAACCGUUUGUGAUUAUGGUUUUGGACGCUCCAAUACCCGCUCACUAGUCGUAGGCUGGUCAUAAAGUAGAAAACAAUUUCUCCCUCUCAUGCUCAUUUUGUGGAUUUCCUGAUGUGAGAGGUGUUGCGACGAUGGAGAACUCCCAGCGGAAAGCUUGCGAUGUGGUGUUGGUCGUGGAGCGCUCAUCAUUGAUGCGGGCUGCCAAACCGCUGUAUGAAGAUUAUAUACGCCCAUUGCUUGAGAACUUUUUGGAAAGGAAUAACUGCCAUCACAGUAUUGUCAAGAAUGAGACGUCUGGUCAGUCAGCGGACACAGCUGAAGCUAAGAUGACUCUCGUAAUCUUGAAUGGCCCUCAUCUGUGCGUAUUGCCAACGUAUGAAACCAGUGAAGUUACCAACAACUUAGCAACCCUCAUGGACUACCUUCACCUUGUCCCCUUCAACUGUGGCGGUGGGGUGAACGAGACUGCCAUGGGCGAAGGCCUUGCAGCAGCACUGGAGUGUUUUGUUGAGUUCAAGUCUGAGCGAGAAAGGAGUGGCGAUUCCAGCCCUGUGUCUCGUGUAUGUAUCAUGGUUUGCUACACCCCGCCAUCACUGGCUCCUGCGUACGAAUCUCCGGCAUUCUUCGACUGUACACCGCAGGAGUUGAUGCGAAGGAUGGGCGCGAUGGGUGUCUGCACGUCCAUUGUGGCCCCGACGAAGCGCCCUUACAACCGCAUGAAGCAGUUAUUUGACGCGAAUGGGGAGACUUGUAACGUGCCAGCAGAGCCUCUCGUGUCUGGUCGCAAUCUCAUCUUGCUCCGUGGCUUAAAGCUUCCAGCUGUGAAGGCUGCGUCCCCUGCUGCGGUGGUACCUGCUGCACCUACUACUGCUUCUGCGCCCAGCCAAGUCACUGUCAAACCGGAGGCCAGCAUACCAGAUGUUCAGAUCGUAGAAAGGAAGCCGAGCAAGGCCGAACUGCAGGUGAAAUUGCAGCAGCAGCAACAACAGCAGCAGCAGCAGCAGCAACAGCAAGCCAAAGCACGGCAACAGCAGCAAGCCAAAGCACAGCAACUGGCACUUGAGAAAAAGCAGGCUCUCGAAAAGCAGGCUCUCGAGCAAAGGCAGGCACUCGAGCAAAAGAAGGCACUCGAGCAAAGGAAGGCACUCGAGCAAAAGCAGGCGAUUGAGCAAAAGCAGGCACUGGAGCAAAAGCAGGCCCUGCAACUCCAGCGGCAACAACAGCAACUUCUCGAAGAAGCGCAGAAGAAACAACAGCAGCAACAAGCUCAGCAACAUGCUUUGGAGCAGGCACAAAAGCAAAUCCGGGAGCAAGCCCAGAAACAACAAGCCCUGGAGGCUGCGCAGAAGCAAGCUCAACAAAUCCGAGAGCAGGCUCAGAAACAGCAGCAGCAGCAGCAGCAGAAAAUACAGCAGCAACUACAGAAAAUCCAUCAAGCCGCCACCAGUAUCGCUGUGUCAAGCUCCACGUCCGCAUCGGUAUCAUCUGCGCCACUGUCUGCACCUAGCUCGGCACAGCAGACAAACUUGCCGUUGUCAUCUUCAGUUCAUACUAGCUUUGUCGCUGAUGCUGCCGGUGUCACGGGUCUUUCAGGCAUGUCAGCCUCCGCAGCGGGCGCUACUUUACGGCCAACCGCUCAAAGCAGCACAUCUCAGCCACUGUCAACCAAUUCUGUCACAUCUGGAUCUCCGCCGAAUGCCAACUCCGUGCUACUAGGCCUCCAGCAAAAGAGAUCCAAUAUGCCUCAGCAGGCGCCUGGAGUGCCAGGCGGUGGUAUCAAUUUGGGUACUUGCACUGCAACGAACACCUCCACGUUGACACAUCCAUCCCAGUAUACUCAGGCGUCUCGCCAUCCAGGAUUGAUCACCACCAUGCUCAAUCGAACUGGUGACGCCACUACCUCGGGCCAGCAGUGGGCCCCAUCUACCAGUGUUACCAAUACGUUUGCGCCUUCUACCACUUCGAUGGCGAUGCCAGCUUCACAAGGUCUAACCACUGCACCACAAGGCCUGCCACAGCCCGGUGCCGUCCGUCCUCAGUUUACCAACGCUGGACCAGCACCCUCUGCAACCCCACCGCUGCAGACACCCGCCGCCCGGCUGGCUGGCCUACAGGGCGGGGUACAACAGCAGCCACAACCGCCAGCACAGCAGUUCCCACCUUCAGGUGCUCACCAGCCUGUCAAGGAUAUACAGACACAUCCUUUUGAGAAGACCGUCUGGCAGGGCAAUUUGGCUUGGGAGGAAAAGCGUGUAACGCCGGCUGGAGUGACUGUAGCCACGCAUAAGAUGAUGGUCACGUUGAAUAGCACUGAAGCUGUUAUGUUGACGAAUUGGCCUGACACCAUCCAGAUGAACAUCGUGAGCCGGGAAAGUUUGACGCGCAUACCUAACGCACUGUUGCGUCAAGCGUGGCAGGUCAUGAUCAAACCCACUCUGCGGGACCAAGACGUGUUUAUGCGCUUGCACCGCAUCAUGGUGGCUGAUAAGGCUGGAGUGUGUUCCAUUACAACCGGACCAACAGCGCAGGAUGCGCAGGCUAUGGUUGUGGCGUUCAGUGAAAGAAAGAAGUGCUUCAUUGGCCUACUGCCCCAUAACCAUCAACAAUUUCUAAAUCACCUGAAACAACAAGCUGCUCUGUUCAAGCAGAACAGUCAGGCUGCAUACCUACGCCGCCUGCAUGCCGAGCGACAGGCGGCAGCCGCUGGGGCCACACCUGGUAAUCCCUCGCCAGCAGCAGCAGCAGCAACGCCUGGGAUUGGCGGACUGAAUGCUACUGCUGGCUUACCUGCACACCUCCCCGCGCCAGCUAAGCCUCAACCGAUCUUGACACAUCAAGCUCUGAAAGACUUUCCUUUGCCCCUGAAACGUCGCGUGCAUGAAAUUACAAGUUACAACAUGGAGCCUGCUCAGAAGAAACGCUUGCUGGAGACUGAAAUUAAACAGUUUAUGCAAAGCCGCGCUCGAUUACAGCAGCAGCAACAGCAACAACACCAGCAGCAGCAGCAGCAGCAGCAGCAGCAACAGCAAGGUGGUCAGCUAGCUGGUCGGCUACCAGGAGCUACACAGCAACCUCAGCAGCCACAAGUGCCAGCACAAUCUCUGCCCGGCACUUUACAAUCGCAACUUGCUGGUACAGCUCGCCUACAGCAGCAGCAGCAGCAGCAGCAGCAGCAGCUGGCACAGCAACAACAGCAGCCACAGCGGUCAACCACGCCAAGUGCAACUUGGCUUUCAGGCGGAGUUGGGAAUCAGCAGCAACAAGCACAGCAGCUCGGCCAGGGCCCUCAACAGUCACAGUCUUUACAGGCUUCCCCGGCACAACAGCAGCAACAACAGCAACAACAACAACAACAACAACAACAACAACAACAACAACAACAACAGCAACAACAGCAACAACAACAGCAGCAGCAGCAGCACACUGCUCAGGAACUAAGUGCUCUCCAGCGUCAGAUCCUGAACAACCCUGAAGCCCUGCGUCGAUUGCAGCAGCGCAAGCAACAGCAACAACAACAACAACAACAACAACAACAACAACAACAACAACAACAACAGCAGCAGCAACAGCAACAACAAAGGCUUCAGCAACAGCAGGUCCAGCAGCAGCAACAGCAGGUCCAGCAGCAGCAGCAACAGCACGUUCAGCAGCAGCAACCACAGCAGCAGCCGCAGCAACACGUCCCGGGCACGGUGCAGUUGCCUGGGCAAACCCGGUUACCCGGCCUGAGUGAAGCUGAUGACCUGGCAGCAUUGAGCAAGUUUGAGGAGAGCACUUUGUUUAGCUCCUUUAUGAGCUGAGCCUUCUUGCGUAUUCCUACCAAUCAUCGUACAUGUUCAAGCAUAUUCCGACCAGUCAUCCUUCAGUGUCAGCAUGUCUCAACCUAUGCUGGUAACUCCUCGGCUUUCCGGCUUUUUAAUCUCUUUUUUUUUGUCUGGGUUUUGUUUGGUUUUGUUUCGCACUGCUUUUCUGUGUAGAAGCAAUGCUGCUGUCUGCGUUUGUACUUCUAGUUCAAGGAGAUAUUUUUCGUCCGGCAUACAUCAAUACUCCGUUUUUCUCAGGUCCAAGCUUUUAGAGAGGUACACGUCUGGUGUAGAUGUGUUCAGCUAUAGUUGGUAUCAAGUCAAGAAUGCACAAUGCCGUGCACUCUUGUUGUUUUAUCGUGUUUUGCAUGCACUGCGAGUGGUGGUCAUUUCUCCUGCACCAUUGCCCGACAAACAGACCACGAAAUGAUGUUGUACCACAAGUCAUACUAUUCUGUCCUAUCCACAUUCUAUAUUUGAUUUUACCAUGGUUACUCGGGCUCUCUCGUUACUUCACAUUCAUGUUCAAUGGUGCACAGUCUCCUCUCGUUGUUUUCAUAUCAUUCUUACUCUUCCUUUUUUCUUUGUUUUUCUGUUGUGUUGUGCCCAUGUGCACACACAAACACACGCACGUGAGCUGGUGCACGUCCUCCCUGGUGACUUGUACUUGCUGCUCAGACAAACAUCCCAGUUCAUCUGCCUACUCCGCCACAUCUCUUUAUUGGUUCUAUACUCUCUCGGUCAUCCGGUAAUCAAUCUUAGUUCAUACCACAAUCCCAAUGGGUUUUUUGCAUUUUCUUUAAAUAUCUUGGGACCGUUUUGGAAAUAAGACGUAAGCUCCCUGUAGUAAACAGAAGCAGCUCAAGCGUCAUCUCACGAAGGUUUUAUUGAGAUGUCACGAACAAAUUGUGCGAAAGCUAGUUCGAUGCAUUUUUAUAUUUUUCAUCGUUUCCUAUUAUUGUUCUUCACAUUACAUUUCCAUCAUAGUUAUUUCUUUGUCCAUCACCACGUUCUCUAGAGUUUGUUCGUGACAUCUCAAUAAAACCUUCGUGAAAUGACGCUUCAGCUCAAGCUACCUGUAGUUCUUUUUUCUCUUUUUUUUGUGGUGAUAUAAUUCUCUAGCCUAUUACUAGUACUAGUACCAAGAGUCCAUAAACAAAUGCGCUCUUGCUAGUACUACUGUAGUAUUCUCCUUCGUCUUUAUUCAUCCUUCUGAAGCAAUAUUAACAUGUACUGGUACAUGGUAUACUGUGUUUACUAUUUUUUUUUAAAAAGUUUUCUCUCCUGCUCUCUAUGAUCGCGAUCCAGAGCCCAUAAUCGUUAAAACAUGGUUAUGGAUUCUUCCCCGCUGUGAUCCAUCUCGCAUUUCAAGCUGGCUCUUAUCAUCAGGUGUAAGAAAUACAUACAUGUGUGCUUCUUUGCUCAA